Solanum tuberosum (potato) is the source of this 672-nucleotide messenger RNA. Its product is annotated as probable (S)-N-methylcoclaurine 3'-hydroxylase isozyme 2. Bases 1 to 672 code for a protein of 223 amino acids. The record is from RefSeq and is a predicted model, not a curated record. The transcript is spliced from 3 exons. Lineage: Eukaryota; Viridiplantae; Streptophyta; Magnoliopsida; Solanales; Solanaceae. Gene Ontology annotation, molecular function: heme binding; oxidoreductase activity, acting on paired donors, with incorporation or reduction of molecular oxygen; iron ion binding.
AUGUUAUUGUUGUCAAAUAUAUCAGAUUUCUAUCCUCUAUUUGAGGCUCUAGAUCUGCAGGGAUUGAGAAAGCAGACGGAAAUAUAUCAGAGUCAAUUGAUCAAUAUCUGGAGUGAAAUUGUAAAGGAAAAAAGGCAGGCAAUUAGCAGUCAUAGCUCGGAUAUUUUGGAUGUCAUGAUUGAUAGUGGAUUCCCAGAUUUACAGAUCAUGAAUAUCUUAGUGACAGAAUUAGUGGGUGCGGGUUCUAACACCACAACCUCAACAAUUGAAUGGGCAAUGAUAGAGUUGCUGAGGAACAAGGGUGCUAUGCACAAAUUUCAGGCUGAGCUUACAAGUAAUUUAAGGGAAACUGAUAUAAUCACAGAAUCAAACAUCAGUGAACUUCCAUAUUUGGCUGCUAUUGUCAAGGAGACAUUGAGAAUCCAUUCACCUACUCCCUUCUUGAUUCCUCGUCGUGCUGCUCCUGAGACGUCAUACAAUCGGUUUGUUUCCCCGCUAGUACCUGAAGUAGCUGCUCGAGGUGCAACUCUGUCUGAUGGAGCAACUGAAGAAAGUUGGGCCCUAUUGCCCCCUAUUACCAUUACCUUGCAUGUUCUCAGGACACUCCCUCAUAAAAUGACCGUUCUGACCACACUUGAAACAACCAGUAGAGCCCUCACGACAAAUACCUGA